Molecule: messenger RNA, 933 nt
Organism: Ailuropoda melanoleuca (giant panda)
Lineage: Eukaryota; Metazoa; Chordata; Mammalia; Carnivora; Ursidae
Product: olfactory receptor-like protein OLF4
Exons: 1
Biological process (GO): G protein-coupled receptor signaling pathway
Cellular component (GO): membrane
Molecular function (GO): olfactory receptor activity; G protein-coupled receptor activity
Source: RefSeq, a predicted model, not a curated record
AUGGACCCAGGAAAUGAUACAUGAAUUUCAGAAUUUAUUCUUCUGGGAUUAUCAGAGGACCCAGAAUUGCAGCCCCUCCUAUUCGGGCUUUUCCUCUCCAUGUACCUGAUCACCGUGUUUGGAAACCUGCUCAUCAUCUUAGCCGUCGGCUCAGACUCCCACCUCCACACCCCCAUGUACUUCUUCCUGGCCAACCUGUCCUUUGUAGACAUCUGUUUCACCUCCACCACUGUCCCCAAGAUGCUGUGGAACAUCCAGACAGAGACCAAAGUCAUAACUUUUGAAGGCUGCCUCACCCAGAUGUAUUUUUUCACACUCUUUGCUGUAUUGGAUGUCUUUCUCCUGGCUGUGAUGGCCUAUGACCGAUUUGUAGCCAUCUGCCACCCCCUGAACUACCCGGUAAUAAUGAGCCCCCAGCUCUGCCGACUGCUUGUUCUUCUGUCCUGGAUCACAUGUAUCCUGAAUUCCUUCUUACAAAGCUUAAUGAUGUUGCGGCUUUCCUUCUGUAUACAAUUGCACAUUCCCCACUAUUUUUGUGAACUCAAUGAAAUAGUCCAACUUGCCUGUUCCAAUAACUUUCUUAAUAACUUGUUGAUGUAUUUUGCAAUUGUAGUGCUGGGUGGUGGUGCUUUUGCUGGGGUCCUUUACUCUUACUCUAAGAUAGUUUCCACCAUACGUGGAAUAUCAUCAGCUCAAGGCAAGUAUAAAGCAUUUUCCACCUGUGCAUCUCACCUCUCAGUUGUCUCCUUAUUUUUUUGUACGAGCCUAGGAGUGUACCUUAGCUCUGCUGCUCCCCAGAGCUCCCACGCAAGUGCAGUGGCCUCGUUCAUGUACACGGUGGUCACACCCAUGCUGAACCCCUUCAUCUACAGCCUGAGGAACAGAGACAUAAAGAGGGCUCUGAAGGGAAUCAUUGGGGUUCCAGUUAUGUAA